This is a messenger RNA of Linum trigynum, 3548 nucleotides long. The record is from the annotation of a GenBank genome assembly. Lineage: Eukaryota; Viridiplantae; Streptophyta; Magnoliopsida; Malpighiales; Linaceae.
UAUUAAACUCAAAUUAAAAUAAUCAAAAUCUAAAAUUCAAAUAUUGAACACCAAGAAAAGUACUUAAGGGAGCAGUAGUGGCUAGCUAAAAAUAGUGGAAUAGUCAUAUGAUUUUCAUAUUUUAGAUUUUCUAUUUUUAUAUUUGAAAAGAUACAAUACAUUUCGUUAGUGUGAUUGGUAAUCAUUGUUGUCUUCAUUUGAAAAGAUCAUGGUUCAAAUCUUGAGAUUAAUGUACUUUUUUAUUCUUCUUAUGAAUAAAGAAUAUAUAAUAAUUGUGAAUACAAAUCUACCCUUCUAACUUUCGCUCUCGUGACCGGAAAUUUGAAAUUUUGAAAAACUACCCCAACUCUGCUAUAAUAUAUUUGUAGAAGAUUUCCAAAAUAAUUAAACUUUGACACAUUCGUCGUGGUACACAAUGAUUUUAUCAAAACUGUUGCCAUCGAGGCACCAAGAUGAUGGUAAACAGCCGACGGAUGGAGAUUUCACGACAAUGAUGGGGGUGUAAUGCCAAGAAUAUUUUGCCACACUAGUAAAGAAGUCAAAUAACUAGUCCAAGCGUCCUUCAACGAUCAAACGAUUGAAAGAUGCCCAAGGAAGGGAGGAUGAAGUCGCCAUUGUUUGUGCAUAUGAAGGAGCUGACCCAACAACUCAAGAAAGCUUUAAUGAAGCCGGAAAAUGGACGUGUGGCAUCUUUGUUAAUUUGUGAGCAUGUGGUGAAAAAGAUCAUGAAGGGUUAGACAGGUAUAGCCAAGGAGCUCAAGGACAUAUGAUGAUGUCAACUAUAUAAAUCAAUGCUAUCAAUCAAAGACCUCAACAAGGGAGCUAUCCUCCUUAUCAAAUAUUCAACCAACCUUGCAUAAUGCAUACCGUAUGGUCAAUGUCUUCCUCGGAGGAAAGAGACCUGAGGACUACCCUAAAAUCACCUCUACCAAUGCACCUUAUGAAGCACAAUGGAAAAAGAAAUCAAGUCUACAUGGAUUUGGCAAUCGACCUCAAUACAAGGCUCAAGGAGAAGGUGUCUCCAAUCAUCAACCCACCAUAUUUGAGAAGCUAAAGGCAACUAUGAUAGGAUUACAAACGAGCUACAAGAACAUCAAAAGAUAACUUGCACUCCUAAUCGAUGCCUAACCUCAAAAGUUUCAAAAAAACCUCCCAAGCAAUAAAGAAUAAUCCAAAGAACGAGGAAGAAAAAGUCAUCUCGACAAGGAUUGGAACAACCAAAAGUUUUCCAAGUAUAAAAAAGGAAGAAAAGAAGAAAGGAGCUGAGUAUCCAUCCCUCUUCCAAAAUCUGAUAAAUGGUUUGGAGGAGUAGAAGUGGCAGUGCCAAUAUUGGAGAACAUGAUUUCCAUGGAUGAUCUUAAAGGAAAGCUCGAGAUUUUCACGGAGGAAGAUGAGAUGGUCUAAGAUAAAGAUGCCACGAUCAAGAAAACUCCUUGGGGUUACAAAUAAUUUGUCUUAGUCAAUGAAGCAAAGGAGAAUCUCGGACAUUACAAAAGAAAGAAAUGAAGAAAGGAGCUGAGUAUCCAUCCCUCUUCAGAAAUCUGAUAAAAGCUUUUGGAGGAGUAGAAGUGGCAGUGCCAAUAUUGGAGAACAUGAUUUCCAUGGAAGAUCUUAAAGGGAAGCUUGAGAUUUUCAUGGAGGAAGAUGACAUGGUUGAAGAUAAAGAGGCAACGAUCAAGAAAACCCCUUGGGGUUACAAAUAAUUUGUCUUAGUCAAUGAAGCAAAGGAGAAUCUCAGACAUUGCAUCAUCAAAUGUCUUCUCGAUGACCAUCACAUGGAAAAAGGUCAUGUUGAACUUGGCUCAGGUGUCAACAUACUACCACUGCAUCUAUAUAAAGAGAUGAUAAUAGCUAACAUGGAGUACGCUAACGUAGAGAUCAAGCUAGCCAACAACACCACUUGCUGAGCUCUUUGAGUUAUUCGUGUCUUACACACCCAAGUUGGCCCGAUCAUUUUCUUUCCCAACUACCUCAUGAUUGACAUGGACACAAGCAAAGAGUAUUCCUAAUUGGAAGGUCAUUCCUUGCCACUGAUGGAGAAAGAAUUGACGCUCUCAACAGAUUAGUAACUUUAUAUGUGAGAAAGCUCCUCUACAAAGUGGAGAAGUUAAAUCAAAAGAAGUAUUCCUAAUUGACAUGGACACAAGCAAAGAGUAUUCCUAAGUGGAAGGUCAUUUCUUGCCACUGAUGGAGAAAGAAUUGAUGCUCUCAACGGAUUAGUAACUUUACAUGUGAGAAAGCUCUUGUACAAAGUGGAAAAGUUAAAUCAAAAGAAGUGACGAACUCGAGGAAUAUUCAAAGGAUGAUCUAGAGAAUGAGAUUAAAUUUUGAUUUGAUUAUCUAUUUUAGGAUUCAACAAACAUAAUAGUUCAUCAAAAUGAUCAAUACCCAAAGUAUGGCGGCGAGUUGAAGGAGGUUCCCCCAAUUCCUGAUCUAAAGCUAGUUGAAAUGGCACUCAGGAUUGCCAUUACAAGGCAAAAGACGACUCUUCAAAAAAUCGAUGAGCUAGAGUAUGAUACAUGAAAAGAGUAUCAAGAGUUCAUCAAUCUUCAUCAAACUAUCGGGAUUAACAAUGAACCGAUCCUUGCAACGCGAUGAGGAGAUGAAGAUGAAGUUAAAGCUUGAUCUAAAAUCAACUAAAAGGGAACCUCACUAAGCAUAGCUCAAAGGCAUAAAAGAAAGAGCGCUUAAUGAGAGGCAACCCAUUUCUGGCAUCAAACUUAAUGACCUAAACAAAAGUGCUACCAAGGAGACAUCCCAUAUUUUUCUUUUCGUAGUUAAUUUUUAAAUAUCAAAGUUAUUUUGGCUUAAAAUUUUGAGUUGCUCAUUGGAGGAAUUCAAUGUAUCCCUCGGAUAAGUGUUACAUUUGGAGCAAAGUUUUGAACUUAUGACGAGAAAUAAGGAUUUGAUGACGUGAGAAUAAUACAAAAAUCAAUAUGUGUGCUGCUGAGUUAAGUGUUCUAACGAAAAAAUACUAGAAAGCGACGCAAAACGCAAAGUGAAGCAGCAUCGGCCACACCUGCCGUACCCCCGUCGCUGCCCUAGGGCCUAUAAAAUCCCCCGUUUCGGUCACCAUCACCCCACAUCCCCUCAUUUUUUUACUUCACUUCCUCUCAGCCGAAAACCCUCUCCCUUCUCUCUAGGUAUAAAAUUUUCCCCCAAAUCCAUCAACUUUCAAUCACUAAUUCCACCUGCAAUACUCAAAUUUUACUCUCAAUAUCACUUACCCAUCACCAAUUAAACAAAGGCCUACCUACGAAAAUCCAAAAACACUAACCUUAAAAGCUCUAGCGGUUUGAUCUGCAGCGCCACACCAUUGCUCUUUCUCUCUCUUCAUUUUUGAUUUUUCUUCCACUUUCUGCACUUCUCAUCAUUCCAGGUAAGUACCCAUGCUCUUUAGAUGAAUUUGGGAGCUUGAAACACGAAUUUAAGACUUCGAUUGAAGAUUUAAAGUUUAAAAUUCCUUGAGAAAUGGAGUGACUUCUCCUGUUAAUUUUUUUGCCUACGCUAGGCACAAUCGAUGUUUUGAAUGAAUGAUAAUAGCUAGU